UUGCUCCUACCGUCACAUGUUCUGGGUGUCUUUAAAAGAAGGGUUAUCUGGACUCAAGAGGGCUACAACAUCUUCCUGAAACCUGCAGCCUCUUUCUCACCUGAAAGAAUAAUCCUAGAAAGCUCACAGAAUGUGUGAGGCAUUUGUAGGCACCUGGAAACUCACCUCCAGUGAAAACUUUGAUGAUUACAUGAAAGAAGUGGGAGUGGGUUUUGCCACCAGGAAAGUGGCUGGCAUGGCCAAACCCUGCAUGAUCAUCAGUAUCAAUGGAGAUGUGGUCACCAUUAGAACAGAAAGUACUUUUAAAAAUACUGAGAUGUCCUUUAAACUGGACCAGGAGUUUGAUGAAGUCACCGCAGAUGACAGGAAAGUCAAGAGCAUCAUAACCUUAGAGGCGGGCGCCCUGGUACAAGUGCAGAAAUGGGAUGGAAAAUCGACCACCAUCACAAGAAGACGAGAGGGUGAUAAGUUGGUGCUGGACUGUGUCAUGAAUAAUGUCACUGCUACCAGGAUUUAUGAGAAAGCAUAAGGCAAAGGACACAGACCUGGACUCAAGUUUGCAUCAAACUCUACAACAUUUUGUUGGAUGUACUGUUCAAAAAGAUAAUUAUUGUUUUCCCCUGAUUAGCAGGCAAUUUUCCCCUAACUUGGAUUUUAUUGAAUAUGGUUGUGUUGGUUAAAUAAAACUUUUUAGAUUUAGAA
Molecule: messenger RNA, 702 nt
Organism: Heterocephalus glaber (naked mole-rat)
Lineage: Eukaryota; Metazoa; Chordata; Mammalia; Rodentia; Bathyergidae
Product: fatty acid-binding protein, adipocyte
Molecular function (GO): lipid binding
Source: RefSeq, a predicted model, not a curated record